Molecule: messenger RNA, 4033 nt
Organism: Phyllopteryx taeniolatus (common seadragon)
Lineage: Eukaryota; Metazoa; Chordata; Actinopteri; Syngnathiformes; Syngnathidae
Gene: hnrnpub
Product: heterogeneous nuclear ribonucleoprotein Ub
Exons: 14
Coding region: 162-2615 (817 amino acids)
Biological process (GO): positive regulation of transcription by RNA polymerase II; regulation of chromatin organization; RNA localization to chromatin
Cellular component (GO): nuclear speck; kinetochore; telomerase holoenzyme complex
Molecular function (GO): pre-mRNA binding; poly(C) RNA binding; ribonucleoprotein complex binding
Source: RefSeq, a predicted model, not a curated record
AAAGACGUGCCCCCCUCCACACACGCACACGCACGGCGCUUGUACGCAGUCGGACAGGCAGCAUUUUGGCGCAGUUUCACAUCGGCUAAUCAAAAGGGCGUUCGGUUAUUUAUUUCUUCAUUUCAAGCGUAAUAUAUUUGCGCCACAUAAAGCGUUCAACGAUGAGUUCGAUCAACGUCAAAAAGCUGAAAGUAAACGAGCUGAAAGACGAGCUGAAAAAGCGCGGACUCUCCGAGAAGGGACUGAAGGCCGAGCUGAUGGACCGCCUGCAGGCCGCUUUGGACGAGGAGGCCGCGGCAGGCGACUCCGUCGACCAAGAGGCCGCCGAAGACGAAGAGUUUGAACAGGCCGCCGAGUCGGAGUGUAUGGGGGAAGAAGAAGAAGGCGACGGUCCGGUUGAAGAAAGCAUGGAGGCGAACGAGCAGGAAGCCGAGCAAGAACAGAACGGGGCAAGCGCCGCCGGCGGCGUCGCUGAUGCUACUGUUGCUGCCGCCGAGGACCAAGAGAUGGGAGACGGGGAGGACGACGACGAGAUGGACCCCAUGCUCAAGCCAGACGUGGACGACAUUGAGAAAACCGAGGAAGACGACGGUGAGCCGGAGGAGCAGCCAGCUGAGGGGGAUGCGGACAAAGACACGAAUGCUGAUCAGAAGAAUAAGAAGGGUGUUAAGAGACGCCGGGAGGAACAUGGAAGGGGCUACUUUGAAUUUAUUGAAGAGAACAAAUACAGCUGGGCCUCAUUUAAGUCACCCGUGCCCCCCUUGGAGGAAGAGGAUGAAGAGUUUGACGACACCAAAGUCUGCCUGGACAACUACAACUGCGACCUGCACUUUAAGGUAUCACGAGACCGCUUCAGUGCCUCGUCGCUCACAAUGGAGAGCUUUGCUUACCUCUGGUCUGGAGGCAAGGCUACAUAUGGUGUGAACAAAGGCAAAGUCUGCUUUGAAGUGAAGAUCACAGAAAAGAUUCCAGUGAAGCACAUUUCCAGUAAGAACAUGGAAAUCCAUGAUGUAAAGGUUGGCUGGUCGCCGGCUGCUGCAUCGCUGCUGCUCGGUGAAGACAUCCAUUCAUAUGCAUACUCUGGGAAGGGGAAGAAGACUACAAACUCUGUGAUGGAGGACUUUGGCGAAACCUUUGAUGAAAAUGACGUCAUCUGCUGCCUCGCUGACUUUGACGGGGAUGAGACGGUUCUGUCCUUUUCCAAAAAUGGUGGCGAUCCAGCAGAAGCUUUCCGUGUGAGCAAAGACGAGCUAAACGGCCAGGCUCUUUUCCCUCAUGUCAUGUGCCACAACUGCGCCGUGGAAUUCAACUUUGGCCAGAUGGAAACACCGUACUUCCCCGUACCUUCAGAGUACACCUUCAUGCAGCAGGUUCCUGUCGAUGAGCGUAUCCGUGGGCCCCAGGGGCCGCAGACCAAGGCUGACUGUGAGAUCAUAGUGAUGGUUGGCCUGCCAGGGUCAGGCAAGACCACAUGGGUGAAGAACCAUGUCCAGGAGAAUCCUGGGAAAUACUACAUCCUGGGAAGUGACACAAUUGUGGAAAAGAUGAUGAUCAACAGUCCAAAUCGGCAACCCAAAGAGUACAACAAACUCCUUGCCAUUUCCCAGCGUGCACCUCUUUUCUUAGGAAAGUUCAUCGAGAUUGCCGCCCGCAAGAAACGAAACUACAUCCUGGAUCACACUAACUUGUCUGCCCCUGGCCAGAAGAGGAAAAUGUGUUUGUUUGCCGGCUUCCAGCGCAAAGCUGUGGUGGUGGUCCCCUCCGAGGAUGACUACAAGCAGAGGGUCCAGAAGAAGGUCAUGAGUGACGGCAAAGAAGUCCCGGAGCAUGCUUUUCUCAAGAUGAAAGGUUUCUAUUCUCUCCCCGUGGAGGGCGAGAGCUUCAACGAGGUGCUCUUUGCCGAGCUACCGAGGGACGACGCUGCCAAAGUACUGGAAACGUACAAAGAGGAAAGCAAGACCGCCCUGCCUGCUGAGAAGAAACCCAACCAGGGAAGUACCACACCAAAGCGAAGUGGUGGGUCCCGCACGGGGGGUCGCGGAGGCAAGAACCAGUUUGGCCGCAGCAGUGGGUCCGUACAGAGGGGCGGAGGCGGAGGCGGCGGCGGUGGUCGUGCGGGCUUUCAGAACAGAGGCAACUUCAGAGGAGCCCCCAACUCUCGUGGUGGCUUCACACGCCCCCCUCGGAGUUACCUCCCACCGCCGGCAUAUAGAGGAGGAUACCCCAGCCGGGGCAACUACAACCAUAGCGGUGGUCACAUCACCAACCUCGGGGGAUCCCCCAGAGGUGGACCGAUGAGGGGUAACAUGGGCCCCAGAGGCGGACACAUGAAUAGAGGUGGUCCAAUGAACAGAGGGAACAUGAGCAGAGGAGGAGGUGGUGGCAGCAGCAUGGGUCGUGGCGGAAAUAGAGGACAUCACAACCAGUUUCAGCAGAGAGGUGGUGGCCGAGGCAAUUUUGGCAACAAGAACAGCAAUUUUAGCAACAACAGGAAUAGUGGCGGUUUUGGCAACAGGAACGGAAUGGACAAAGCCCAGGCAUUCAACCAGAGCUGGCAACAAGGGUUCUGGAACCAGAAGCCAUGGAACCAGCAGUUUCAGCCCGGCUAUUACUAAGAAACUUGUUCUAAUGGACUGGUGGCCACACUGAAAACCACUCUAGCCACGGACCAUCUCCACCAACGCCAUUUUUCAUAGAAGAUUCUUAAAAGCAGGUUCUAUGAUGAGCAACAUGGUCAACAUUCCACUCCAGAGGGAGAUCAGGCGACGUGAAAUCAUUGCUCUCUGAAGAUCUAGAGGCACGUGUACAAGCCACGUGUACAAUAUGGAUUUGUUUUUCUUUAUUUUUUGUUGUAUAUUUCAUUUGCUUUGCGCCACUUUUAAAUGACAUGCUUUUAAAAAAAAAAAAGUUUAAUAUCAAGAACCAGAACUUUUUUUUCCAGGGGUGUGCAUUUUUAUGUAGUUUUUUUUUAUUUGCUUUAUUUUUAUUUGUAAUUGUAAAUAUUUGUUUGAAUAGUUAAAUAAUUCAUUCUCAUUCUAGCUUCUAAUGAUAUUGUUAAUGUCCACUGUGCAGUUAAAGCAAAGCCGCAGAUAAAUUCAAGCAAGUUUCUAUCUCUUGUUCCCACUUCCAAAACUGUAAGCCAAUUUAUGGACCUUCAAUAAACAAAUUUUCUUGUUUUCUCCUGUUUUAUGACUUAGUUCGAAGGUGUAAAAGACCUUUUGAAUGGCCUGUUUGCGCUUCUGUGAUCUUGCCUAUUCUAAUGUGCACUGAAUGGGUAAACUAUUUGAAUCUCUCAGAUUGACCUGCUUUUGAACAAACAAUGUUAACUAUAUAUUGUUUUGGGUGUGCCUUUUAAAACUCCCUCUGCACAUUUGUUUAAAGAAUCUCACGGUAGGCCAGAUCAAAUUAUCUCAAGGUUUUGAUGGUGCCCACCUAAGCAAAUGCGAUCACUCCACAUGUAUGCUUUUAAUUGGGCUGUUAAUCUGAUUGAAGUGAAACUGAAAUUGUAGCUGUACACUUUAAAAUCAAAAGCAAUAUUUAACUUGUUUCCUAGCUUUGGAUUUUGGCUGGGCUCAUGUUUGCAUGUUGACGUUAUAGCAGAGACCGUAGCUGAAUGCAGAUCAGGUUGCUCAUCUUUCACCAGCAAACUAACAAGGGCUACACAGUGUGUGCAUUUCAUAUCUACACAAAGAAGUCACUUAUUUCUGUCCUGUCUUUCAGUUCGUUUUCUCCGUGGCCUGACACCUCUGGUUCCUUCUACAUAAUUUCAGUAUGCCUAAAUAUCUUUUUGUUUGCCCCAAAGGAAUGUUAAAACAAACAUGUAAAUACUCUUGAAACAAUUAUUGCUGUGUUGUGAUGAAAGUGUUAGUUUGCCCAGUACUGCCGUGUGUUCAACUGUUUAAAUGUCUAUAAAGUUUUGUUUUGAUAAAUUAGCAGAAUUAAGGUUAAAAAAAAACAAACGCUGUAUUUUUAUUGCUUUGUCGCAGGUUGUAUAUCAGGUCCUGUAUUAUUAAACCAACCAUGCUACAGCUUG